CACACACACACACACACACACACACACACACACACAUUACUAUAAAAAACAGACAAAGUCUAGAGAACAAUUACAGCAGGAACUGACAUUACCUAGCUCCAUGAAACCUAAACAUAGUAUGUAUGUCCUCAUACUAUAUUUAACUACAUACAGUGUAAGUCACCCGUUGAGACACCUCCCCCUUACCCCCAUAAUGCACUUGUCCAGACCACCUCAGUCCUUGGAAAAGACGGGUCACAUUACUCAGUCUGUUCUACUUUAUAUCCUCUGAAGGAUCCAUAUACAACCAAAGUCACCUACAGACACCUCCAAAGCACAGGUAAGGCCCUCCUUGCUCAGAUGUGUGUAUUUAUAGGCGUACAAAUGGAGAGAGCAUUUGAAUGAAUCUGACUCUUGACCUACACUCAUCAGUAUCUGCUAUAUUGCACUUGUACUAAUGUAGGGGAAAAAAAUUCAACUCAUACACUGAAAACAUCAUUAAUCAUAUCAUAGAUAAUUAAGAUAGUUUUAUCAUUUGUAAUUAAAUGCUACAUUGUUUUCUGCUUUAGCCUUGCUGCACUUUCUGUAACUCUGAUCAAUCUAAUUCUCCAUUUUUUGCUUAUGUGUAUGGUGAAAUUCUGCUUAGGUUUAUUUGUUGCAUUUCCUACUUUGAACAGGGUUCCAGACCUAAAACAAUGAUUCUCUUUCUUUAAAAUUUUCAUAAAGCCAUAUUUCUCCUAUUUCUGUUGGCGUGGCAUCCUUGGUCUGGGAAAUCUCAACUUAAGUAUGUUCAGACAGUCUUAGUUGGGGAUAUGGGAUCAUAAUAGCAGUGUGGAAAUGAUACAUAGAGACAGUGUUUCACUUCUCUUUAAUUUAGAAACACUUCAUCAGAUUCACCAGCCAAGUGUAAUGUUUAAUGUUGAAUGUUGUGUCUCUUUAGAUAUAUUCAGGACCAUUCAGGUUUAUAGGCAUUUUGAGUGAGUGUCUGACACAGCAUUUUGUAUUUGUAUUUAAUGGCUCAACAUUUUUAAGGGAUGGGCUAACUUUAAUUUUUAACUACAUACUGUAAAUCACAUGAACAGGGUGUGAAAAUAACCAUUGUGAAUUGUUUCAGUCUUUGAUAUAGAGAACAUGGAAUUAUAUAAUAGUAUAUGCAUGUAACUGCUUUUGUUUCUACACAGGACACAAUGUCACAGCACUCUUUAAUGACAGUAAGAGAGAGGAAAAUGCAGGCAGCGGCCAUUUGCAGAGAAAUUCAAGGCACUGAUGAGAUGGACCUGGGCCGAAAGGUGAACACACCUAAAGAAAUCAUGCUAGAAGAACUCUCUUUAGCUUCAAACAGGGGAUCUCGGCUCUUCAAGAUGCGCCAGAAACGCUCAGAGAAAUACACAUUUGAUAGAAUCCAGAAUGUGUCUAUUCGUAUGAAUGAUGGUGUGAUUCCUCCUGCACCAGGUAUUGAAAACACAGCUAUGAAAACUGAAGUAAAUGGUGUUGAAGUUGACCAAGCAUCAAAAACUCCUCCAAACACCCCUGACUCACACAAUAUACACAAUCCUGACUUUAUAGCCCCAGGUUAUGGUGGUCCACUGAAGGAUGUUCCAGCAGAGAAAUUCAACCGCACAGCUGUUCCAAAGUCCUACCACUCUCCCUGGGAGCAGGCUCUCUUCAGUGAUCCCUCUUUAGCUGACACGCUGCAUUUACAAUUGCCUGAAUCUGAGCCUACACCUGAGAUCCCACAGUACAAGAGCUUUAAUCGGAUGGCAACUCCAUUUGGUGGCUUUGGAAAUGCCCCUAAAGCCCCAGUCAAGUCAGUUGAAGUUAACAUUCUCCCAAGUGCCUCCAGUCUUCCACCCCCAGAAGUUGCAGCUGACCUCCCACUCUUGCGACCCUCCUUCAACAGGACAGCUCUAGGCUGGGUGACUGAUAAUGCCCCUCUGAUCCAUGCCUCUGCCUCCCUGGAGCCAAAAUCAUCCAAGCUGGCAAUGUUUAUCCCUGAAUCUGACGAACUUUAAGUACUUACAUUGCUAAUGUGAUAAAUAUGAAGUUAUACUGACUUUCUAUGUAUAAGUCUUAGUUAUUUUAAAGAAAACCAUUGCUGUUAUCACAUAAUUUCAGAAUUAUGUAAUAUGAGUUUUCCUUUAUAUAUAUAAAGAAAUAUUUGUUUAAUUACACUAUAAUUUAAAGCUGUCCCAUAAAGUAUUACCUAUUCUAUUCUAUUAUAUUUAAAUGUAAGCCCUGGAAAGAAAUCUUACAUUAUGUGUAAUUUUUGACCACAUGUUAAAAUCAUGUGAAAGUGAUUUACAAAUACAUGAUUCCCAAUUAGCACAUGGGAACAAACACAUGUGAGUGACAAAAGUAAAAACAACACUUCAUGUGUAAAAUUAUCAUGUCACAGUAAACGAGUGUAUAUAUACUUGUAAAGGAAGAUGCAGUGUGAAGAAGAAUGGUUUUUUUAUUAUUAAAUUUAAAACUUCUGGAAGUGCUGCCAUGAUAGCAGAGGAAUCAUGUUCUUGCUGUCAUGCAGCUGGGUGAAUAGAUGGCUCCAGGAUGCACUAUGGAUAGAAGGCAAGUCAGUGAAGACAGUCUGAUGCUCUGGGCAAUGUUUUGAUAGGAAACCUUUCCUAGCUUUUCAUGUAUAUGCUACUUUUACAUGAUAUUUGCAUGAUAUAACCAAGCUACUUGUUGCAGACCAUAAAAUAUUAUUAUUAUUAUUAUUAUUAUUAUUAUUAUUAUUAUUAUUAUUUACAAAUAAUAAAAGACAAGGCAUUUGUUCAGAAAUGUGGCCUGUUUAUAAUGUGACUAGAAAGAACAGGUAAAAUGUACACAACCAUUUAAUAGUUGUGUAAUGGUGAAUGGUUUUGAUAUGAACAACAUACAGCUGCUCAAAUUAGUUGCACUGUACAUCUUAAGUCAACAUGUCUUUUCAAGGUUACAAUCUCCAGACCUGACAAACCAUAUCUGUUUUACUCAGAGGAUGGGAUAAGUGACAUGUCUCUUGCCUUUUGGCUACACUGCUGUCUCUUUCAUGCAGUCAGGCUGACAGUGAUGUGUUCAGUGCACUGUUCAUUUUUUUUCAGGAGAUCAAUGCAGAUUUAUAUAUUUGUGAUUGUGUGUUGAUUGUCAGUCUGUAAAAACAGUUUCUUUAUGUAAUUUACAGUCAUUUCUGAGUUUUUCUUUUUGAUUUUACAUUAACACGAGCAUUUUAGUUUCCCUUGGUGGUUUCAGAGUAGCACCAGCUACUCUUAACUUACUUUAAGCUUUAUAAGUGAAAUUGGCAAACCAGCAUAUUUCCUCAUAAGCUACUUUUCCAUUUAAAUUUUGGAAUUUCGCAUUAUACAUUGCUAUGAGUGCAUGUCUAUGUUAAUAUACAUUCAAGUAAGACGGAGGCUUUAAAAUUAUAUUAAAUCUAUCUGGGAUUGAUCUGCAGACUAUGCUGUUUAGUUGAUCUAUAGAUGCAAUUGAGAAAAUGUAAAAACUUUUUAUUACAUGUUAAACACAUUGAACACCGGAUUUAAUUUAGUGCAGCUCGACGACAUAUCCAUCUCAUGGGUGAACAAGUUCUUGCUGGAUAGAUUCCAACCAAUUAGCCUGGGACUCCCUGCAUCAAAGAUAGUAGAUUGCACAUUCAUCUAACCAGACUACAAAUAAUCUUCUUUGAGCUGAUGUGUGAUUGAUGCACAAGCUCAUAUCAUAUGAUCUACUGUACCAUAACACACACACACACACACACACACACACACACACACACACACACACACACAUACACACACACACGCACACAGACUACAACACAUACUAGGCAUGCUGAUGUUGAUCUAAUUGCUAGCAAUUAAAAGUUUGAGGUUGUGAUGUCAGUUUUCAGCCUUAUUCUUAAAAGCAGGCAAAAUACAAAUAAAGUCUUAUUAUGUCUCAUUAUCUAAAUAAUUACUAUAAAAUAAUUACUAUAGAAUAUAAUUAAUGGUUAAUAGAGACUUAGUAGGUGAAGAAAUAUUUAUAUGUAUUGUUAUAUUUCAUACUGUAUCGUCAUCAUCUUUUUUAUUAUUAUUAUUUUCACCACUAUGUUCAGCUGAUGUUAAUCAGUGAACACUGUGUUCAGCUCCACUCACCACUCACAUAAACACAAGUGUGGGGCAGAGGGGCAGAGGGGCAUAAGUGUUAGUAAUCUAGUACAUCAUGUAUAUAGUACAACGUGUAAUACAACAUGCUGUGUACAUUUCCUAAAAAGUCCCUCACUUACAUAUGAUGAAUUUAUACUUUAUUAAUCAGCAUGCUAAGAAAUGUCCUUCAGAGCAUAUUUUUCAUGGCUGGAAUUUCAUUGCCCUAUGAAGACCUCAGCAAAGCAUGACAAAAAUAAUUUGAAGGCUUUUUGGUCAUCCACUACAUCCUGAUUCAAUAAGCAAAUGAAGAUACUUAAAGGCCCACUCAGGCAUGAAGUGUUUAUUUGAGAGUCGCUAACUGAAUGUGUUUGACACUAAGGUUUAUUAGUUCUUUUGAUUGGUCGAGCUAACUUUCAACACAGCUGUUCUUCCUUGAAUAUGACUCUCCACAUAUUCAGGAACAGAUACAGAAGAAAAUCUCUUCUGUUAUUAUCUGUUUUUUUGGUUUAUGGUUAAAUGGAUUCAUUUGGCACAUAGUGGUAGCAGGGUUUAGAGUAGUAUAAAUCAUUCUAGUUCUGCUUGUGUUUUAUAAGACUGUAAUGUUGUUUUCUGUUAGUCGGGU
Molecule: messenger RNA, 4698 nt
Organism: Silurus meridionalis
Lineage: Eukaryota; Metazoa; Chordata; Actinopteri; Siluriformes; Siluridae
Product: myozenin-2-like
Exons: 5
Coding region: 1131-1991 (286 amino acids)
Cellular component (GO): actin cytoskeleton; Z disc
Molecular function (GO): actin binding; telethonin binding; FATZ binding
Source: RefSeq, a predicted model, not a curated record